UUUUAAUGAUGUGGAUUUCAUUACCAUUGAUGACAUCUGAUCGACAACUUAUGAAAAUGAAUUGGAAGAUUAAUUGUCUAGGGGAAAGUCUGGAAAAGACUGGAGAAUUUUUCAUUAACAGGUCUGAUGCAAAAGGGCUGAAGAGUUCUCUUCAGAAAUACAAUUCAGGAUGGCAGCUCACCACCAACCGGAGAACUUUAAGCAAGUGAAGAAGAACACACCAGAACACCAUGAAGCUGGCAUACCUUUUCCUUGGCCCCAUGGCCCUCUUCCUCCUCGCUGGCUGCAGCUGUGUUCUCAGCACCUCCAGUGGGAACCUGCUCACCUUUGUGGGCUGUGCCGUGAGGGAGUUCACUUUCCUGGCCAAAAAGCCAGGCUGCAGGGGCCUUCGGAUCACUACGGAUGCCUGCUGGGGCCGCUGUGAAACCUGGGAGAAGCCCAUUCUGGAACCCCCCUACAUUGAAGCCCAUCAUCGAGUCUGUACCUACAACGAGACCAGACAAGUGACGGUCAAGCUGCCCAACUGCGCACCUGGAGUGGACCCCUUCUAUACCUACCCCGUGGCUGUCCGCUGUGACUGUGGGGCCUGCUCCACGGCCACCACGGAGUGUGAGACCAUCUGAAGCUGAUGUGGCCAGCAGAACACAGCUGGUGGCCUUGAGCUUCCCAGACCCACCUGCAUGGGCAGCACGAGCAGCCUUCCCCCUGCAUUCGAGCACUGUCUAGUUUUGUCUGCCCCUGUGGAGGAGGGGUACCUGUCCUCCUUAGGCCCAUCUCAGGCAUAAGGCCCAGAGGCAGCCUACUGAUGCUAAAAAUGCAAAACAGUAUCUGUGUUUUCACCACAAUAAUUUCUCUGGCUCACACACUUGCAAAUUAUUUUGUCUUUACCUUGAAUUUCAGAACAUAAUCUGCAUAUAUCACAAUCCUCCUCCAAUUUGGAUUUAUAAUAGGCCAAUGGUUUAAAUACAGUAGGAGUAAUUAGGAAAUGGCUCUAGAAAGUCUUUACAUUUUCAUGUUUUAUUUAACAAUUGGUCUCUGACUAGAUUUAUGAUUUAAGGGUCAGAAAUUAAUAAAACCAAUGCUUUGUCCUCACACCCCCAAAGAAAAUCCAGUUGCAAGCUUCCUUCGAGAAAAUACUCCCUUCUUGUUUUAACUGAGUGCUUACCUAUACGAGAAACAGAGAUUGCUCAGAUUAAAAAAGGAGGCAACAGUAGCUGAAAUUGAGAAACCUCCAGUUCUGGAUGAUUCUUGGCCCAUGCAUAAUUCUCAAAGACCUCCUGAAUAAAGAGGCCCUUUUGUGAUUAAAAACAAACAAACAAACAAA
Molecule: messenger RNA, 1324 nt
Organism: Mustela erminea (ermine)
Lineage: Eukaryota; Metazoa; Chordata; Mammalia; Carnivora; Mustelidae
Gene: GPHB5
Product: glycoprotein hormone subunit beta 5
Exons: 4
Coding region: 231-623 (130 amino acids)
Biological process (GO): G protein-coupled receptor signaling pathway; regulation of thyroid hormone receptor signaling pathway
Cellular component (GO): extracellular region; cytoplasm
Molecular function (GO): hormone activity
Source: RefSeq, a predicted model, not a curated record